AGCGGACGCCGUGUUUGCCUGACCUCGGCUUACCUCGCUUCACCUCACCGUGCUCCACGCCGCUCCGAUGCGCCCCGCUCGAGGAGGAAAUGGCGGCGGCCGCGCUACCGAGCUGUCGGCCGCGCAGGGCGGCGCUUCGGGACCGGCGAAACCUGGCGGGGCGAGACCCAGCAGCGCCACGUCUCCGGCUCGCGGCGUCAGGGCUGGUCCGGUUGCUGGGCCGACGGUAGCCGGAUUGCGAGCCGGGGAGCGGGGUCGGUGUUCGGCCGCGCUCCGCCUCCGGGCAGCGGCGCCGCGGGAAGCUGCGAGCGGUGCCGCCCUGCGGCCAGAGCGGCCGGGUGGCCCUGCGGCCAGAGCGGCUGCCGCCGCCGCCAGGCCUGAGGCUCGGGAGCUGGUUUUGCAGGCGGGCGCGGAGCCCACAGGCGAGCCGUGGGAAAGGUUCCGCUGAUUGGAGGCGCGUCCCUGCUGAAACCACAAACCCCGUACAAACCACGGUUCUGAGCAGUGCCUGAACGUAUGACACGGUGCCCACUCAUACGCUCGUUACCAAAGAGUAGUAAGUGGCGUCUAGGAUGCUCUCUGGGAAGAGACGUGUCACCACAGGUUAUUUUGGGACCUGGCGGUGCUCGGAGGUGGUUUUUUUAUCGAUGACUGCAAGGUAAAGGAGUAAUUGUGAACUUGAUAAAUUGAAGUGACCAGUAUGGGGCUGAAGUAUCUCUGCUGAGGAGACUACACAGUGGCGAGGUGUAGAUUUGUAUAGGAAGAUAUAUAAUUUCAGCAUGGGAAGACCCAGCUGUAGUAAGAUUUUGCAGGACUAACUGAUAAUAAAAGUUAGUAUUCUUUUAUUCAUGUGUUGGUAAAGCUUAUAAAAACUCUGAGAUUUGCCUGUAUUACUGACUGUGUAGAGAAAGCUGUGAAACAGCCCAGUGAAUAAAUGCAAACAGCAUCAAGUAUUGGACUUAAUCUGAGAGAUAACUGACUGAUACUGCACAGCCUUUAUGUACAACUCUAAGAGAUUCCAGCCAUAGCACCUGCAAAGGAUUGGAAUAUGCUUAAAAGUGCAGUGAUUUGAUUGCCAUAAACCUGUUUUGCAUGCAGUGGAA
Molecule: messenger RNA, 1103 nt
Organism: Colius striatus (speckled mousebird)
Lineage: Eukaryota; Metazoa; Chordata; Aves; Coliiformes; Coliidae
Product: spidroin-2-like
Exons: 2
Coding region: 68-448 (126 amino acids)
Source: RefSeq, a predicted model, not a curated record